Clonostachys byssicola is the source of this 192-nucleotide messenger RNA. NCBI's taxonomy places the organism in Eukaryota, Fungi, Ascomycota, Sordariomycetes, Hypocreales, Bionectriaceae. The record is from the annotation of a GenBank genome assembly.
AUGAAGAUGAACCAAUUUGAUAAUGUAUCCCAACUCUACAGCUGGUGGAAUGGGAGAGAUAUAGGACCCCAGCCGAUUCAUUGUGGAUUACACAUGAUAUCCCGAGGCUCAACAGCCGCCUACCGAGCCCAGAACUACAACAACACCGAGCGUCCAACUCCCAACCUGGCACCAAAAUAUCAAUCGAAAUAA